CACUCUCUAUAAUUCAGCUAUACUGCAAGACGGAAUACUUCAUCAAAUGGCUAACCUUAUCCGGUCUCCAAAGUCGGGUAGCGAUUGGACCUUCUACGAACUCAUGGCAUACAAUAUAUCACCGUCACGGCUCAGCCACCUGAACAGUUUUUUUGUCGAAACCCUGAACCGCUCUUGGCGGGUACAGACUCGUCACUCAUUGAUUCCGCUGUAGGUGACGAGGAUGUCUCAGACGCCACUUUCGAGUAUCUCGGCUACCUUGACCUGGCCACCAAUGCCAGUCAAGGCAGUUUCCUUAACACAUUCGCUCAGGAGACUCUUCGCAUACUCGGCUUCAUUGAACGUGGCUUGGUUUCCACCACACACCACAGUAUCCCACUAACGAUCUGUGGCGAUAACCGCCGAGUUGCACAAACAGAUGUAUGUCUAUUCGAUCAGCGAUCGAUGAUGGUCUUGCUUGUUUUGCAAGACAAAACAGUAUUCAAUGCAUCUCAGCCUGAACCACAAGUCAUCGCUGCUGCGAUUGCCGCGUAUCAGAAUAACAACGAGAAAAGGCAGUUCAGAUCACUUCCCCCCCUUGAUGCCAUGACUAUUCCAUGCAUCACUAUGGUUGGCACGCGACCCAUCUUCUAUCUCGUCCCUGUCACUGAAGCGCUCAGCGUUGCGGUUGCGACCGGUCAGUGCCCUGAAGCUCGAACAACGAUCGUGAGGUGUGUCACCUCAUUAGGGCACAACCAUCGAAUCAGUCAAGGAAUGGAGACACCAGAGUACAGGCGCGUUGCUUUUCAGCGCUUUCUCGCAUUCAAAGACCUUGCGAAGGAGUAUUGGCAGACCUUCAUCGUCUGACUGAUGUCGUGCAUGUGCCUCUAAAACACUUCGUUCCAAUAUUUGACCAAGAUCCUCCAGUGGCUUUCUGUGAUUUUGCAGCCUGCUGUAAUAAUUUCUUGAUCCGACUGGUAGACACAGAGUCUGCUGACUAGGUGACCCCAUUGUCGCCGAUACGCUGGCUUUGCACUUUCAUGACUUCGGAUGGAGUUUUUCAUAAUGAGGACUUUUUUUUUGCGUGUUCGUUGCACUGCUUGACUCGGGGGAGGAGGGGAAGGAGGGUUGUGUUGUCCAAGAGUAAACAUAGUUAACGACUUGAGAAGGUAGAGC
Molecule: messenger RNA, 1155 nt
Organism: Suillus subalutaceus
Lineage: Eukaryota; Fungi; Basidiomycota; Agaricomycetes; Boletales; Suillaceae
Exons: 2
Coding region: 445-846 (133 amino acids)
Source: RefSeq, a predicted model, not a curated record